UAAUAAGCAGGAAAAAUUUAUUUUUGCAGACGGAAAACCGUCACGUGUCUUUGGCAGAUUGGCACUGACGCAGAUCGACAGGUAAUCAGUUGUAUCGAGAGCAGUUUCGCUGUCAUUAAUCGACUUUCUCCCUUGUAAUUAGAUAGAGCCAUUUUAAUUUUGAGAGUUGAGCAGUUGUCAUCGAUCGAGCGUCAAGUUGAAGAGCGAUUAAGCUAGUGACGAUGGAUGCCGUAAGGGGAAGAGCGCUUCAUUUUGUUUUUAAAGUCGGAGAUCGGAACAAAACCAUAAAAUUUUAUAAAGACGUCUUGGGUAUGAAGGUUUUAAGGCACGAAGAAUUUCAAGAAGGUUGUAAAGCGGCAUGUAAUGGACCGUAUGAUGGGAAAUGGAGCAAGACCAUGGUUGGAUAUGGAGCUGAAGAUAAUCACUUCGUAGUGGAAUUGACAUAUAAUUACGGAAUUGGUUCGUACCGACUGGGAAAUGACUUUCUGGGGAUAACUAUAAAAUCAAGUAAGGCUAUUGAAAAUGCCAUUAAAAACAAGUAUCUUAUGGCAGAAGAAAAUAAUACAAAAGUAAUCGAAGCUCCUGGAGGAUAUAAAUUUUUUUUAAAAGAUGAGCCUAACAAUUCUCUAGAUCCAGUUGAAAAAGUAAUUUUGACCAGCUCCAAUUUAAAAAAAUCACUAGCUUUCUGGAAUGAAUUAUUAGGAAUGAAAGUAUACGAACAAAAUGACCAUAUGGCACUUUUGGGAUUUGCUGACAAUCAGUGCAAACUGGAGCUAAUAAGCAUAAACAAAGAUGUUGAUCAUGCUACCGCUUUUGGUAGAAUUGCAUUUGCCUGUCCAGAAGACCAACUUCCAAUAAUAGAACAAAAAGUCAAAACUGCUGAUUACACUAUUUUGACUCCUUUAAUAAGUCUGGAUACGCCGGGAAAAGCCACCGUCAGAGUUGUCAUCAUAGCUGAUCCAGUAAGUGCAAUUAAUUACAGUUUAAUUUUUAAAAUGAUGAGAAAUGAACAUACAGAAUGAUAGAUCUUAAUCUAU
Messenger RNA from Centruroides sculpturatus (bark scorpion), 1037 nucleotides. Its product is annotated as glyoxalase domain-containing protein 4-like. The record is from RefSeq and is a predicted model, not a curated record. Lineage: Eukaryota; Metazoa; Arthropoda; Arachnida; Scorpiones; Buthidae. The coding region runs from base 222 to 1022 and encodes 266 amino acids. The transcript has 8 exons.